This is a messenger RNA of Effrenium voratum, 1426 nucleotides long. Lineage: Eukaryota; Dinophyceae; Suessiales; Symbiodiniaceae. The record is from the annotation of a GenBank genome assembly.
AGAUGGCCCAAGUCUGUGUUAGCUAGCAGCGCGCGCCUGGCAUCAGCGUUCGCCAGGCAUGAUGAUGCCAGGGGCGAUGCCAAUGGGCGUCAUGCCGGCCAUGGGCGCAGGAGACGAAGACAAGAUGAAGCAGGUGAUGGCCAAGAAGCCCAAGAGAGAGGAUGACAAAGUCACGACCGUCUUCGUUGGGGGCCUCAGAAAAAGUACCAGCGAGGACAAGGUCAUUGGCCAUUUUGCAAAGUAUGGCCAGGUGGACAGCGUGGACAUCAAGCGCCUGCCCGAUGGCUCCUCCCGGGGAUUUGCCUUCGUUAAGUUUUCGGACAAGGAUUCCGUCAACCGGUGCGUGGAGGCAAAGGCUAGCCACAUGAUUGACAACAAGUGGGUGGCGGUGAGACCCCACGGCGGCACUGCCUUCCAAGCGGCGCAGCAUGCAGAGCGCCAGCGUAUGGCCCACGACAGAGAGAAGGAGAAGAAGGAGACUGAAGGACCUGCGACACAGGAUGACUACGAAGAGAAGUGGUCUGAGAAGUACCUUCAGCAGGCUGCUUCGCUUCAGGAUGAUAAAGCCGACAGCGAUGGCGAUGACGGUAAAGAGAAAGAAGCGCCAGCCAUGAACCCCAUGAUGGCUAUGAUGAUGAACCCGAUGAUGCAAAUGAUGAUGAAUCCCAUGAUGAUGGGCGCCAUGAAUCCCAUGAUGAUGGGCGCGCGGCCCAUGAUGCCCGGCGGCUGCCCCGGCGCCAACGCCGAGGCGUCCGGUGGGCCGGGAGCUUCGCAGGGAUCGAGUGGCUGCAACAUGCCGUGCGGCUGCGGCAUGAUGCCAUGCGGCAUGAUGCCAGGCUGUUGCGGCGGCUGCCCUUGCGGCGGCUGCAUGAUGCCCGGGAUGGGCAUGCCCAGUAUGCCUGGGAUGCCCAGCAUGCCUGGCAUGACCGGUAUGCCCGGCAUGCCUGGAAUGCCAGGUGGGGCUGCUCCAGCCGUAACCAGCCCAAGCGCGGAUGCAGGAGACGGCGAGGGAGAAGGCGCUGAGACAAGUGGUCCUGUGAAGGAGGGUGGAGGGGAGAACCGCUUCAAGCCCUACUGAGUGAGUCUCAACCCAAAGAGGAGGUAGCAGAAAUGCAGGGCAGGCCAUUGGUGAGGAGGUUGCCUCUGGAUACUUUUGCAACUGGGCUGCAGUGGGUCCUAGCCGGCGAGUAUUUCUGUUGCAAGUACUCAGCAGAUGGUAGCGGGUGCGGCCUCCCAAGGUGUGUAGUCCGCAACAGGCCGCGACUCACAACAUUGCCAAGGAGGCAGUAGGGACAGGCGCUUCAUCAAGCCACCUGAUUGGGCGCGCUGGUUUGAAAGCCCAGAUGCCUGGUGCCCAGCCCCAAGCCUUCGGAUGUCCUUGGGCUUUGGUUGCAAACCGCAAGGGGAUAGGGGCGCAACAUGGAAC